GGGAGGCGGCGGGAGGCGGGUCCGGCCGGGCCGGGCCAUGGCGAGCGGGGCCGGCGGCCCCUGGGGCGAGCGGCCCGUGGAUCAUUUCCUGCGCACCGGGCACAUCGCGGCCCGGGACGGCGCCGCCGUGCGCUGGUUCCACGCCGCCAACAGCCGCGCCCGGGCGGAGCAGGCCGCGCGAAGCGACGUGCACAUGGUGGAGGUGGAUGUUGUCCUGCGGGGAGGGGACGGGGACCCCGUCCUGGCUCACCCCCCCGACACUGACAGCGACAUCACCCUGCAGGAGUGGCUGGCGCUGAUGGUCGGCACCAACAAAGGCAUCAAGCUGGACUUCAAGAGCCUGGCCGCCGUGGGACCCUCUCUGCAGCUGCUGGGGCAGGUGGGGCAGCGGCUGGACAGACCCGUGUGGCUGAACGGGGACAUCCUGCCCGGGGGCUGCGCACCGCUGGACGCCCGCGCCUUCCUGCGCACCAUCACCUCCUCCUGCCCCCAUGCCACCCUGUCCCUGGGCUGGACCACGGGCUGCCACCGCGGCCAAGGGUACGGGUGGCCCGAGGUGCAGGAGAUGUGGCAGCUGUGCCAGCCGCUGUCCCAGCCGGUGACGUUCGCGGUCAGGGCUGCGCUGGUGCCCGAGUCGCUCCCGCAGCUGCAGUGGCUGCUGCAGCAGUGCCACAGAUACAGCCUCACUGUUUGGACAGGAAAGGAAGAUGUGUAUACUGUAGAAGAUUUGCUUCUCAUCCGAGAAAAUUUUGAUAAAAGUAGGGUUUAUUAUGACAUUUUUGAGCCACAAAAUUCUGAAUUCAAAAAAGCCAUUGGAAUAGAACAGUGAAUGCAAAGCAGGCAAUGCCUGACCCCAUAGUGCUGUAUUUUGUAAACCCCUUUAAAUGUGAGGAUUUUUUCAUUCGAAGAAAUGCACUUUCCCUGCCAGAAGGACCAUGUUGAGCACAGCUGUGGUUAUUGCAGGAGUUGUUGUUUGGCGCUGUGUAGAGAGGCCUCCCGAACAGAAAUGUAGUGCCUUCCUCAUUGUCACCUGCUUGCAGCGUGGGACCCGGGGUGCCACACUCCAGGAGGGGACAGGGGCUGCUUGGGCUGUGCUGGCACUGCUUGGCACUGCUUGGACAGCUGCUCUGCCCGUGGUCACCCUGCCCAUGGUCACCGUGCCCCUGGUCACCCUGCCCGUGGUCACCCUGCCCAUGGUCACCCUGCCCGUGGUCACCCUGCCCAUGGUCACCCUGCCUGUGGUCACCGUGCCCGUGCUCACCCUGCCUGUGGUCACCCUGCCCCUGGUCACCCUGCCCGUGGUCACCCUGCCUGUGGUCACCCUGCCUGUGGUCACCCUGCCCCUGGUCACCCUGCCUGUGGUCACUGUGCCCCUGGUCACCCUGCCCGUGGUCACCCUGCCCGUGGUCACCCUGCCCGUGGUCACCCUGCCCAUGGUCACCCUGCCCGUGGUCACUGUGUCCAUGGUCACCCUGCCCAUGGUCACCAUGUCCCCGCAGUGCCAGAGCCAUGCCAUGGCCAGCGAGCAGCCCUGGCUGGUGCUGCCAGCUGGGCUGAGUGUUACCACAGUGACAGAACUGUCCCCAGUCGUGCUGUCCCCAUACCUGAACUGUCCCCACACCUGAACUGUCCCCACACCUGGCUGUCCUACUCUGAGCUGUCCCCAGGGCUGUCCCCACUCUGGGCUGUCCCCAUGUCUUGGUUUGAAAAGACAGGAGUCUGUGAAGGAAGGCAAAAGCCUCCCAUGAAAUGGAAAAGGCAAACUCCUUCCCUCCAAAUUACCACAAUUUUAAAAAGGCUGUCAGGCAAAGAUACGGGAAUGGGAAUAACAGUUCUUUACCAGGAAAAAAAACUAAAUAAAAAAAAUAACAAGAAUAAAACAAAUGUAAUUAGUACAAAUGAAACUAGUGAUGGAGUCAGGAACCUGACACCCUGAGGAGUCAGGGUGUUGGUGACAGUCCAGUUAAAUGGUGGCUGCUCCUCCUGGAGUGGCAGAUGAAAUGCUGCUGGAGCAGGGAUCUGGAGAAGGGUGGAGUUUUCUCUGAAGGUCUGGUGAUGAAGUAAAUGGGCCUGGUCUUCCUCUGGGGAUCCAGCAGGGAAGAAACUGCUCCUCUGGGAAUCCAGCAAAGAGGCUGUUCUGAUGUACCAAAAAUGCUGAUUUUGUGCAGGUAGGGCUGCUUGGCUCCUCCCUCUGGGUGGAGCAUCUCACCAUGGGGUGAUGUAACUUUCCCAGUCAUGCAGUGAGUCAUUAAUAGCCCAUUAACAGAAGAGAUCUCCCCGAGGGAGACAUUGUUCUUGGGAGAGAUAAGAAACCUGCCCCGCCUCCAACAGAUGGCAGAUAGAAUCCAUGCUUAUCUUACAAGCCAGGACACCCCAGGGCUGAGCUGUCCCCAGGGCUGAUCUAUCCCCAGGGCUGAUCUAUCCCCAGGGCUGAUCUAUCCCCAGAGCUGUCCCAGGGCUGUCCCAGAGCUGUCCCCAGAGCUGUCCCAGGGCUGUCCCCAGGGCUGUCCCCAGGGCUGAUCUAUCCCCAGAGCUGUCCCCAGGGCUGAUCUAUCCCUAGGGCUGUCCCCAGAGCUGUCCCCAGGGCUGAUCUAUCCCCAGAGCUGUCCCCAGAGCUGAUCUAUCCCCAGAGCUGUCCCAGAGCUGUCCCCAGUGCUGAGCUGUCCCCAGGGCUGUCCCCAAGGCUGUCCCAGAGCUGUCCCAGGGCUGCAGGGACGUUCCCCACAGCUCCUCAGCCUGGUGGGUGAUGGCACCUGGCUCGGCCCUCACCGGGCUGUGUGACCCUGCAGCUCUCAGAGCCCUCCACAGUGGGAAUUUCUGAGAUAAAAGCUAAACCCCUGCUAGCCACCUGCAGGAAGAGCCUGGCCUGGUUCAUUAUAACCAUUUAUUGCCCCUCUGGCUGCUGCAGUUCCCUGAAUUCACACAGACUGGGACAGUCCCUGCGGGACUGCUGCUGCCAAACACCGCAGAGGGCACCAGAAAAUACAAACGUUUCUUCCACACUCACAGAGGACAAUUCAGCUUCUGAAUAAAAGCUAAUGCCCUGAGAAGCAUUACUUUGUCAACUUCUUGUCCUCCUUUUCCCAUUCCUCUCACAGGGUUCCUGUGGGAAUUUUGUUAACCCUUCUGUUAACCUAACAGAUGCUGUGCACAGCAUUUUACAGGCUGUUAGCACUAAAGUAAAUUACACUAACUUUUGGUUCUUACAUGGCGUUGGUACAGCUGUGACAGAACACUUAGUUACAUUUCUUAAUCCUAAAUCUUGAAUUACGUGAUUUCCCAUUAAAAUUCAAGACUGCAUUUUGUUACCUACAACUCCUUUGAGAGAUUUAUGUAAUAGUUGUUUAUUGUUAUUGAAGGGCAGAGCUCUCUUUGUUUUGGUCAUCUACUAAGGUGUCCUUGGCUAAAAUUAGGAACAAAUUUUUCCACAUGAGGAAGAAAACUACCUGUUUAUACUUGGGAUAGCUAAACAGAGUACUUGAUUUAAUUUAAUCACUCAUAAAGUGAGUGGCAGUAACCACCAAAGGGUCGGGCUUGGCUGUGUGAUUUCUACAGUGAGUUUGGAGAAACGAUUCAUUUUUCAGUUGUGGUUUGUUGCUGGCAGUUGCAUUCAUUGAUCCGUAGGAUUUCAUCUCCCAGUGGGACCACACACUCUUUGGGACCACAGAGACACACUUUUCUGGUGUUUAGAAAUCUUCCCACUGACCAGUUCCCACCUGAAGUACUGGGAUUUGUUAAAACUCAUUAAACUAUUAAGUAAAGUAAAAAACAUCAGCAAUUGCCAGAAGUAUUUUUAAGGAAGAAGUAUGUCUGAGCAAUAUCUGUGGAUGUCAGUAAACAGAAUAAUCACAUAAAAUUAAAGAAGACAUCAUCUGGAUUACCAGGAAAUGGCUAUGUGGUGAUUUCGAUUACUCUGUAUGGAUUAGUCUAUAUCUAUGAAUUUCUGUAAGUAAUUUUACCUAUGUAUCUUUGCUAGUCCCCUGUGAAGUUGUUUAUAUCAGUCUAGUCUGACUUGCACAUAAAUAAAUUAAUUUGAUUUUG
This is a messenger RNA of Taeniopygia guttata (zebra finch), 4041 nucleotides long. The record is from RefSeq and is a predicted model, not a curated record. NCBI's taxonomy places the organism in Eukaryota, Metazoa, Chordata, Aves, Passeriformes, Estrildidae.